AUGGGGGAUGAGAUCGAAGCGAUUGAAGCGAUUGAACGAUUGCGCGAGGCGCGACGGGCGACGCGCGCGGCGAGUGGGUCGAGGGAGGGCGACGGGCGAGCGAUGGAACGCGCGGCGCGCGUCGAGGUGGAGGACGUGGACGAGGAGGGGGGAAGCGCGCGGGUGAAGACGCGCGUGAAGGCGCCGUUGAAGUCGUACGGCGCGCCGAAGGAAUUCUUAGAGGAGGGCCCGCUCGACGCCGAGGAGGAUGAAGACUUGGAGAGCGAUGAAGCGCUUGGAUUCGGAAAGUCGAAAAAAGUGAUCGAUCGAGAGAGUGCGUACAGUAAACGACGGUUCAAGCGCGAGCUCAGUCCUGGGAAGGGGUCGGAGAAGGAUGCGGGCGAGGGUCGAAGCUACGCCGAGCGCAUGCAACACGCGGCGAUCGAUCGAGAGCGAGAUAACACGCUGCGAAACAUUGAAAAGAAACAAAAAGAAGAAGCGGAACGUUUGGCGGAGGAGGCGCGACUCGCUGCGGCGCGAACGAGCGAACCCGCGGCGUCGGACGCUCCAAGGGCGGCGAAACGUAAGCGUCGCUGGGACGCCAAGCCAGACGAUAGCGCGGCUGGACCGGCGCCGGCCGCGCCUCGCGUGAGCGAGUGGGAGAGCGACGAUAGUGCGGCGACAGGUGCGCGUUGGGACGACGCCACGCCGCGCGGACCGUCCAAGUGGGAUGAGACCCCCAAGCACACGUCGCAGUGGGAGACCAUGGAGAGCGGCACCAACGCGGGCGACGCGAAGGCAACGCCUCGACGCUCGCGGAGCCGGUGGGACGAGACGCCGAUGGUUCGAGCCAGCGGAGACCCGAGCGCAACGCCGGCGUGGACCGGUGGAGAGACUCCGGUCAUUCACGCGGGUGGUGAGACGCCUAAGACUGUUCCCGGUUUGGCCACGCCGUCUGCAGCGCAGAUCGCGGCGCAUCAGGCAAUGUUGCAGGGUAACGUCCCCAUGACUCCCGAGCAAUAUCAGCAAAUGCGCUGGCAGCGCGAGAUCGAAGAGAGGAACCGCCCGCAGACUGAUGAGGAACUCGACGAGCUGUUGCCUUCGGAGGGCUACAAGAUUCUCGAACCGCCCGCGAGCUACGUUCCCAUUCGUACUCCGGCGCGAAAGCUGACGCAGACGCCGAUGCCGUACGGGGCAAACGCCGGUUUCUUCUCCAUUCCGGAGGAGGAUCGCGGGCAAAAGUUUGACGUCAGUCUCGCGCCGGAGGGAUUGCCCGAGAUGAAACCCGAAGACGUGCAAUACUUCGCGCCUUUGUUAAAGGAGACGGACGAGGAGGCUCUGACCAUCGAGGAACAGAAGGAGCGCAAAAUCAUGCGAUUGUUACUUAGAGUGAAGAAUGGCACGCCACAGCAGCGUAAGUCGGCGUUGCGACAAAUCACUGACCGGGCGAAAGAGCUCGGCGCCGGGCCUCUCUUCAAUCAAAUCUUGCCUCUUCUCAUGUCUCCGACUUUGGAGGAUCAAGAGCGUCACUUGCUUGUCAAAGUGAUUGAUCGCAUCUUGUACAAGCUCGACGACUUGGUGCGACCGUACGUGCACAAGAUUCUCGUCGUGAUUGAGCCCUUGCUCAUCGAUGAGGACUAUUACGCUCGCGUCGAAGGGCGCGAAAUUAUCAGUAACGUCGCCAAGGCGGCGGGCCUCGCGACGAUGAUUGCCGCGAUGCGUCCAGACAUCGACAACGUGGAUGAGUACGUGCGAAACACCACGGCGAGAGCUUUUGCCGUGGUCGCCCAGGCGCUUGGUGUUCAGUCUCUGCUUCCAUUUUUGAAGGCGGUGUGUCACAGUAAGAAGAGCUGGCAAGCUCGUCACACUGGUAUCAAAAUCGUUCAGCAAAUUUCCAUCCUUCUUGGAUGCGCCGUGCUCCCGCACCUCAAAUCGUUAGUCGAUAUCAUCGAACACGGAUUGAGCGAUGAGAACCAAAAAGUGCGCACCAUUACGGCACUUUCGAUCGCCGCGCUCGCAGAAGCCGCUACCCCGUACGGUAUCGAGUCUUUCGACAAUGUCCUCAAGCCGCUAUGGAAAGGCGUUCGUGCCCAUCGUGGCAAGGUUUUGGCGGCUUUCCUCAAGGCGAUUGGUUUCAUCAUCCCGCUCAUGGACGCAAUGUAUGCCAAUUACUACACUCGCGAAGUGAUGGUGAUUCUGAUUCGAGAGUUCGCCACGGCGGAUGAAGAGAUGAAGAAGAUCACACUCAAGGUGGUUAAGCAGUGCGUUGCCACAGAUGGAGUCGAACCCGAGUACAUUCGUAACGAGGUCAUGCCCGAGUUCUUCAAACAUUUUUGGGUGCGCCGCAUGGCGCUCGACCGACGCAACUACCAGCAACUCGUGGAGACAACGUUAGAAAUCGCGUUAAAGGUUGGCGCCGCGGAGAUCAUCGGCAGAAUCGUCGAAGAUUUGAAAGAUGAAUCCGAGCCUUAUCGUCGAAUGGUGAUGGAGACUAUCACAAAGGUGAUCGAGGAGCUCGGCGUCACCGCGGUGGACACGCGUAUGGAAGAGCUUCUAAUCGACGGCAUGCUCUACGCUUUCCAAGAGCAAACCACGGACGAGGGUGACAUCAUGCUCAAGGGCGUCGCUACGAUAGUCAACGCUCUCGGACUUCGCGCCAAGCCGUACUUACCACAGAUUUGUGGGACGAUCAAGUGGCGCAUGAACAACAAGAGUCCAGAAAUUCGCGAGCAAGCGGCCGAUUUGAUCAGCGCCAUCGCUCCCGUCAUGCGAAAAUGCGAGGAAGAGCAACUGCUCGGGCACUUGGGCGUGGUCUUGUACGAAUACUUAGGUGAAGAGUACCCAGAAGUCCUCGGUUCCAUCUUGGGUGCCCUGAAGGCAAUCGUGAGCGUUCAAGGCAUGACGCGAAUGACGCCUCCUAUCAAGGAUCUCUUGCCUCGCUUGACACCAAUUUUGAAGAAUAGGCACGAAAAGGUGCAAGAGAACACCAUUGACUUGAUCGGACGCAUCGCUGAUCGCGGUGCCGAGUACGUCGCGGCACGCGAAUGGAUGCGAAUUUGCUUCGAGCUUCUUGAGUUGCUGAAGGCGCCGAAGAAGGCGAUUCGUCGCGCGACGGUGAACACCUUUGGUUACAUCGCCAAGGCCAUCGGCCCGCAAGAUGUGCUCGCUACGCUACUGAACAACCUGAAGGUGCAAGAGCGUCAGAUGCGCGUUUGUACAACUGUGGCCAUCGCCAUCGUCGCAGAGACGUGUGCGCCAUUCACCGUUCUUCCUGCGUUGAUGAACGAAUACCGCGUCCCAGAGAUCAACGUGCAAAACGGUGUUUUGAAAUCGUUGGCCUUCUUGUUUGAGUAUAUCGGAGAGAUGGGCAAGGAUUACAUCUACGCGAUCACUCCGUUGCUCGAGGACGCGCUCAUGGAUAGAGACUUGGUACAUCGUCAAACAGCUGCGGUUACGGUGAAACACCUCGCUUUGGGAUGCGCGGGAUUAGGAUGCGAGGACGCGGUGACGCACUUGAUCAACUACACUUGGCCGAACGUGUUCGAGCCCUCGCCGCACGUUAUUAACGCGGUGACGGAGGCAAUCGAAGCCGCGCGAGUCGCGCUCGGCCCUCAGUUCGUCCUCGCGUACACGUUGCAGGGAUUGUUCCAUCCCGCUCGAAAGGUCCGAGACAUUUACUGGAGAAUUUACAACAACCUGUAUAUCGGCUCAGAGGACGCUCUCGUUCCAGCGUACCCAGCGCUCGAGGACGAUGGUCCGAACACUUAUCGACGUGUAGAGCUCGAUUGCUUCAUUUAG
Messenger RNA from Ostreococcus tauri, 3777 nucleotides. RefSeq names its product Armadillo-type fold. The coding region runs from base 1 to 3777 and encodes 1258 amino acids. The transcript has a single exon. Gene Ontology annotation, biological process: spliceosomal complex assembly. The record is from RefSeq and is a predicted model, not a curated record. NCBI's taxonomy places the organism in Eukaryota, Viridiplantae, Chlorophyta, Mamiellophyceae, Mamiellales, Bathycoccaceae. Gene Ontology annotation, molecular function: mRNA binding. Gene Ontology annotation, cellular component: U12-type spliceosomal complex; U2-type prespliceosome; U2 snRNP.